Molecule: messenger RNA, 1848 nt
Organism: Heteronotia binoei (common prickly gecko)
Lineage: Eukaryota; Metazoa; Chordata; Lepidosauria; Squamata; Gekkonidae
Gene: DTWD1
Product: DTW domain containing 1
Exons: 5
Coding region: 424-1410 (328 amino acids)
Biological process (GO): tRNA modification
Cellular component (GO): nucleus
Molecular function (GO): tRNA-uridine aminocarboxypropyltransferase activity
Source: RefSeq, a predicted model, not a curated record
AUGGAAACAAGAACCGCGGCUUCUGCCCUUAAGUAAGCAAACGGCUGCUUCUUGCCUUUACACUAAAGACUUCUGCAUUAACCCCCCGACCUCGCUGCGAGGAAGGAGCUCUAUUGCUCGUCGCUUGCAGCAGCUGCCUCUCUGGGGGCUCGCGAAGCCACACCGAGGGUCGCCUUAAGCCAUAGAGCAGGCCCGCUAGGCCUGUCUUUGCGUUGCUUAGCAACCGCUCUCCCAGGCGCGCGUUCUCCGAAAAAAAGAUUCCGUGUCCCUUCUUCCACAACACUUUGGUUCCGGCUUGAGUGCCGAAUUCCGCGUACGCUGCAACGCGGUGGCCCGUUUAUAAAGCGGAGUCCUUCCCGGUGACUUGACCCGCCUCUCCAACUCGAGGAAGAAAAAGGAAGACUCCGCGGCCCACUGCAACACAUGUAUUUGCGUAGCAGGUCAAGGAUCUUACUUGAACUUAAGAUGUCUUUAUCUGCAACUGUGGUUUUAAGAGGAGACCAAGAAAGCCACCAAGGAACAAAAAGAAAAAACGAAUGUGUAAAAAGUCCAGAUUCACAGACUAUGUCCAUGCUGCAAGAAACCCCAUUUCAGAACUUGCAUUUGGCUUCUCAGGCAGUUCUUGAAAGAGCCCAAAAACAAGGGCGAUCAAAGUGUCCCAAAUGUAAUAGUUCAAGGAUGUUCUACUGUUACACAUGCUACGUUCCAGUUGAGGCUGUGCCUACAAGAGAAAUUCCUGUUGUAAAGCUUCCUGUGAAGAUCGACAUCAUUAAACAUCCCAACGAAACAGAUGGCAAAAGCACAGCUGUACACGCUAAACUCCUGGCCCCUGAUGAUGUCGCUAUUUACACCUAUCCUUGUAUUCCAGAUUAUGAAGAAAUGAAACACCAAAUUGCACUUAUCUUUCCCGGAUCCAAUUCAGUUUCUAUAAGCGACAUUCCCCUCUCUUUGCUAAACAAACUGGAAAAGAAAGCAGGUUGUAAACAAGACAAUGAUUUGCCGGUGGAACCAGUUCUCAAGUAUGCAAAAGUAGACCCAGCUGGCAACAGCGACUUUGGCGAAUUCACCUCUCACAGCACAGCCAGAUAUAUGGGGCUCAAGAAAAUCGUAUUUGUUGACAGUACCUGGAAUCAGACCAAGAAAAUAAUCACAGAUGAGCGACUCCAAGCGUUGCUACAAAUCGAACUGAAAUCGAGGAAAACCUGCUUUUGGCGUCAUCAGAAAGGAAAGCCGGAUACGUACCUGUCUACCAUCGAAGCCAUUUAUUACUUUUUAGUAGACUACCACAGGGAACUCUUGAAAGAAAAAUAUGAAGGACAGUAUGACAAUUUGCUUUUCUUCUACACAUUUAUGUACAGAUUGAUCCAAAAUGCCCGGAGUUCUGCCAGCAAAGAAGGCAAGGAUAUUUAGGGCAAAAGCUGAAGUCCUCGUUGCCCUUGGUUCUUUUAGAGGUUGCAAUGACAGGAAUGGAGCAGGAGAGGACAGAAGACUUUUCAAAAGCCCUGUCCUUUGACUCCAAGCUCCUCGUAUGGUGCCGCAGCCAAAUUUCCUUUGGAGUCUCUCUCUCUCUCUCUCCAAGCAAAAGCCUGCAAAACCUAUAAAAUAUUUUCAGGAGUAUAAUGAGCAACAAGGGAUGCCAGUUUGAAACCUCUUUUCUUAAUCAUAGUAAAAUUUACUUCAGCUGUUUCACGGUAUUAGAACUUCGCUAGCAAAGAUGACCUCACUUUGGUGAUGUCACUGACUUAACUGAAACACCAUUUUCAUUAGACAUUUUUAAAAAAACUAUAUCCAGACGAAUGCAUUCGGGAGGAUGCCAAUAGUAAACAUGUUUGUGUUUAAGCUGUAAAA